This is a messenger RNA of Fonsecaea erecta, 1716 nucleotides long. RefSeq lists its product as hypothetical. Lineage: Eukaryota; Fungi; Ascomycota; Eurotiomycetes; Chaetothyriales; Herpotrichiellaceae. The record is from RefSeq and is a predicted model, not a curated record. The transcript is spliced from 5 exons. Gene Ontology annotation, molecular function: protein binding. Bases 1 to 1716 code for a protein of 571 amino acids.
AUGUUCUAUGAUGGAGAUUUGUCGAGUGCCAUAUCAACGGCUCUUCAGGAAAGAAAAGCUGUUCUAUGCUUUGUAUAUGAUAACAGCACAGAAGCCAGCAGGGAGUGGGAGACUGUCUUGAGGGAUCCCUCUAUAUCCCUGGCAAUAUCCUCCCAAACUGUUGCGGUACGACUCAAUAAGGGCUCUGAAGAAGCCGGCUUCCUUGAUUCAAUCUGUCCGAUCACCAGCACGCCUGCAAUCAUUGUGAUCAAGGAUGCGCGAGUACACGAAAACCUUCAGUCCGCAGACGUACCUACCGAGCAGUUGAAGUCUCGCUUGGCUUCAGCUUUUGGUGUACAACAAGAUGGAGGAGCAGGGACUUUUCAGGAGCCCCAGUCACGGCAGUCUGAACCAGAAGACGAAUCCUCUGAAUACCUCCACCUUGAACCCGCCUCUGGGGAUUCGAACAACGCCUAUGAAGCCCUGCGAAAGCGUACGCAAGAACUCCUGGACGACGGCAAAUCUCUGGAGGAGAUUUUCCAGGCUCAAUUGGCACUCCUUAACAACAGCCCCCUCCUCCAUGCCGAGGUGGAACGGUUGCGAGGGGAUGGAUCGGUCAAAGAACUGUCGGAGUCUGCUAGGUUAAGACUUCUCCAGCUCCCGGCUGAUGCCAUCAGACUUCCGAUAGAGGAUGACCCUGCUCUGACACAGUCAAUUCCCUCUGAACCUCGUCAACCUGUGCCAUCAAGCCCCGUAGCAAAUCCACCGGCUCCUGUGCCCGCGGGAGAACAGGUUUACACGACGCAGAACCGUGUGAUUACGUCGCCUCCCCCUCCACCAGCACCGCGAAGGCAAGCCGAACCUCCAGCUCCAGCCCACGCCCUGCCACCGUCAGGCCCUAGUACGGAAUUGAGCGAUAAACAAAAGGCCCAAAGGGCAGAAUACAUCAAAAUGCAACGAGAUCGCGAACAGAAACAACGGGAUGAGCGCGAAAGGAUCAAAGCCCAGAUCAAGGCGGAUCGGGAAGAGAGGCGGUUGAUGGAUGAGAUGAGGAAACAAGGUCAAACUCAGGAGAAUUCAAGUACGUCUUCAUAUGCACGAUCAAGGACAUCGAUAGCGAACGCUCGAGGGGAUGUGAGAGUCCAAGUCCGCACCUUCGACGGUUCAACCUUGCGCAACACAUUCCCUCCGACCUCAACCAUCACCAAAGAUAUUCGCCCCUGGAUUGACUCUGCCACCUCAACCUCUUCACCCAAUAGAACAAGCGGCGUGCCAUACAAUCUCAAACUCAUCCUGACGCCCCUUCCCAAUCGCACCAUUGAAGCGGGAGAGGAAGACACUGAGCUCUUCGACCUGGGCAUCGUGGGAAGUUGCACUUUGGUCAUGGUUCCGGUAAAAGGAUACGUCGACUCGUACGCUUCCGGCGGCAUGGGGCUGGGGGGUGGAUUGCUGGGGGGAGUCGUGUCAGGAGGCUACAACCUGGUCAGCGGGACGGCAGGCAUGGUCUUUGGCGGUGUACGAUCAUUGCUGGGCUAUGGCCCGGGAAAUGCAGACCAGACAGCGCCCACAAGCGGUGGCACUGAGAACACGAGCCAGCCUCCUGGGGCCGGGAACAGCGUCCGGAUCCGCACACUGGCUGAUCAACGCGCCGAAGACGCCGCGAAGAGGGACCAGCAAUUUUACAAUGGCAACCAGCUCAAUUUCCAGCCCAACGACGAGGACCACAAGAAAGACUGA